AUAUGCCUGACUUUCAGCCCCUCUGUUUACGCCCCUCUGCGUAUUUCUCCUCCCCUCACUUCCAAACGAGAAUUGGGGGCAUUGUUGUUAGGUAACACUAGGAUGAGGUGGCCUCGUAUUUAAUCUAGGACCAAUUCCUCUCUCUUGUUGGACUUACUCGUAUAGCUACCCAGGAUAUGGCUAAGUCGAUAUAAGGGGCGGGGGAGCUCAUGCGUUAUCAACAACGAACCUCCCCUUCCUACCACUUAGCUUAACUCGGCUAUAUACGUGAGGCAAGUAGCGUUGCGUCCUACUCUCUUUUCCUAGAGAUAGUUUAGAUAUCCGUCUCUCUUCCACCACCCCUCUAGACGACCGCGAACGCAUGUCUCUCCGGGGACCUGCCCUCCGUCGCUCGCCAUGAGGUCUUCCUUCCUGUUAGCCACCGUCACGCACGCCCUCCUCGGCUUCGCCCUCGCUGUUCCAGGGUUCGCCGAUACCACCAUCUGGAACAGCUUGGACAAAAGGGCCGACCCUGCCCAGGACAUAGUCACAUGGGACGAGCACUCACUCUUCGUCCGCGGUGAGCGGGUUAUGAUCUUUAGCGGUGAGGUCCACCCCUUCCGUCUACCCGUUCCGUCCCUAUGGGUCGACGUCCUCGAGAAGGUCAAAGCUCUUGGCUUCAACUGCGUCUCCUUCUACGUCGACUGGGCCCUCCUUGAGGCUACCCCGGGGGAAUUCUCUGCCGACGGCGUCUUCGACCUCCGGCUCUUCUUUGACGCCGCUACCCAGGCCGGCAUCUAUCUCAUCGCCAGGCCAGGCCCCUACAUCAACGCCGAAGUUAGCGGCGGCGGCUUUCCGGGAUGGCUGCAACGCGUCCGUGGCGGCCUGAGGACGAGAGCGCCCGACUUCCUCAAUGCCACCGAUAAUUACAUGGCCAAUAUUGGCAAGCUCAUCGCCGACGCACAGAUAACUAACGGUGGCCCCGUCAUCCUCUUCCAGCCCGAGAAUGAGUAUACCUGGGCUGAGGAGUAUACGCCCUUCCCUGACGGGUCCUACAUGGAGUACGUGCUCCAGCAGGCUCGUGACGCCGGAAUCGUCGUACCCUUCAUCAGCAACGACGCUAGCGCCCUCGGCCACAAUGCCCCCGGCACCGGUCUUGGCGAGGUCGACAUCUACGGUCACGACGGUUACCCUUUGGGCUUUGACUGCGCGAACCCCACGACCUGGCCUGAUGGGAACCUCCCUUCCACCUACCGGAGCAAUCACUAUAGGCAUAGCCCCACGACCCCAUUUUCUCUGCUCGAGUUCCAGGGCGGCUCCUUCGAUCCCUGGGGCGGCUGGGGCUUUGAGCAGUGUGGCAGGUUACUCAACCACGAGUUCGAGCGCGUCUUCUACAAGAACAACUACGCGGCGGGUGUUAAAAUUUACAACAUCUAUAUGAUCUUUGGCGGUACGAAUUGGGGCAACUUGGGACACCCAGGCGGCUAUACUUCGUACGACUACGGCGCCGCCAUUGGGGAGGACCGUACCGUCGCCCGCGAAAAGUACUCCGAGCUGAAGCUGCAGGCGACCUUCCUCACCUCGAGCCCAGGCUACCUGACAGCUGUGCCAGGCGAGAGCGUCAGGGGUGGCGCGUACGCCGACAACACCGACAUUACCGUCACGCCGGUGCUCGCUGACCAGGCGACCCCCGACGCUGGCUCCUUCUUCGUCAUCCGACACACGGCGUACGGGAGCCUUGAUUCAACGCCGUACAGACUGACGCUGCCGACAUCGCGCGGCUCCAUCUCCAUUCCGCAGCUAGCAAACGGGACCCUAACGCUCAACGGCCGUGACUCUAAGGUGUUCGUCACGGACUACGCUGUACCCGGCGGCACGACGCUGCUCUACUCCACGGCUGAGGUCUUUACGCACAUAGCAGUUGACAACCGCGCCGUGCUCGUCCUGUACGGAGGCCCGGGCGAGUACAACGAAUUCUCCGUCCAGGGGUCGCCCGCCCAGCUUAGGAAGCUCGAGGGCGACGACUCGGCUUUUACCCUCACCCAGAGCAACUCUACCGACGGCUUCGUAGUCGUCGGAUGGAGGGCAGUCUCCGAGGUAAUAAUCCUACAGGUCGACAACACGCAAAUAUAUCUUCUUGACCGUAACACGGCAUACACGUUCUGGCGCACAGAAAUCGCCAACUCGACGUCCCAGCUCAUCGUCAGCGGUCCGUACCUUGUGCGAAGCGCCGCUAUCGAGGGCGAUGAGCUGCACUUGCGCGCAGACUUCAACGAGUCCUCGACGACGGUCUCUGUCAUCGGCGCACCCUCCCAAGUCACCUCGCUCACCGUCAACGGCCUCCCUGCCCCGCUCUUAGAACCCCGCACAGUCAGCGGCGCCCUCGUCGCCAACAUCACCGUCUCUAAGCCAGUCAUCUCGUUGCCAACGCUCGCAGAUCUCGACUGGCGCACCUUCGACUCCCUCCCCGAGAAGCAACCGGACUUCGACGACGCCGCCUGGCUCGCUGCUGACCGCGAGUACACCGACAACACCUUCCGACCGUUGCUCGCCGUGCAGUCGACGUACGCGUCGGACUACGGCUUCCACAGCGGGGUGCUCGUAUACCGCGGGCACUUCAACGCGACGGGGUCUGAGACAACUUUCGCUCUGCUCACGCGCGGCGGCGACGCUUCGGCCGCGUCCGUCUUCCUCGACGACACGCUGCUCGGCGCCUUCAGCGGGAGUCCCGCUACCGACGAGCACAGAGGGCGCUUUGACCUAACGCCCUUCUCCCUGCCGGCCGGCUCGGCGCACGUGUUCACCGUCGUCCUCGAGAACACGGGGCUCGACGAGACCGGCGUGGGCAGCGACUCCAUGAAGAGCCCGCGCGGCGUGCUCGGCUGGCGCCUCGAGACCGCCCGCGCCACCAGCACGCCCGUCCGCUGGCGCAUCGCCGGGAACCUCGGCGGCGAGCGCGACCGCCGUGACCGCGCCCGCGGCCCCCUCAACGAGGGCGGGCUCGCCGCCGAGCGCCGCGGGUACCACCUGCCGGGGGCGCCGACGGCGUCGUGGGCGCAGCGGUCGCCGCUCCAGGGGCUCGACGGGCCCGGCGUCGCGCUGUACGUGGCGACGUUCGAGCUCGACUUGCCGGCCGACCAGUGGGACGUGCCGCUCGCCUUCGCCUUCGCCAACAACACCGACGCCAGCGGCGCGUACCGCGCGCAGCUGUACGUCAACGGGUGGCAGUUCGGCAAGCUCGCGAGCAACCUCGGCCCGCAGACGACGUUCCCGGUGCCCGAGGGCAUCCUGGACUACGGCGGCGCCAACACGGUCGCUGUCAUCCUAUGGGCGCUCGAGGAGCGCGGCGCGAGGAUCGGCGACCUCGAGCUCGUCGCCGCAGAGCCGGUGUGGACAGGCAGGCGGAGGGUCGAGCUCGUGAGUAGCCCCGUAUGGGCGGAGCGCCAGGGCGCGAAUUAACACAGCCCGUGGGGAGGGUGGAGGAAGCUGGUACAAGUAAACCAAGUCAUGAGAAGGCAUGCAGCGAAUUAUGAUGGCAAAUAUCUCCCUGCCGGCUAACUAGGGAGUAGAUAGGGGAGCUAGCUAGCUAAGAGUAAUGCGAGAAUCACGGAAUUACAGCCCCUUUCUAUGUGCAGAUUAGUAAGCAGUUGUAAGUAU
Molecule: messenger RNA, 3636 nt
Organism: Durotheca rogersii
Lineage: Eukaryota; Fungi; Ascomycota; Sordariomycetes; Xylariales; Xylariaceae
Product: glycoside hydrolase family 35 protein
Exons: 4
Coding region: 397-3438 (1013 amino acids)
Biological process (GO): carbohydrate metabolic process
Cellular component (GO): vacuole
Molecular function (GO): beta-galactosidase activity
Source: RefSeq, a predicted model, not a curated record